AUGAAACCAGAAACUUUAGUUAUGAAAAUAAUAGACGCUAUGGAAACGAAUUCGCCGACUCUAAUAACUUACAACGGUAAAAAAGUGCAUAUAACCCAAAAGAUUAUCGAUAAAUACAAACAUUGCAAAGUCAGAGACGAUAUAGACUUGGAAAGAAUUGAUGAGAAUUUAACUAAAAAAGGUGGAUUUUUACCUUUCUUACCUUUAAUCUUUGCUGGUUUAACUGCAGCUGGUGCAGUCAAAGCUGCCAACGCAAGUAAAGCAGCUGCAGUAAAAGAAGCUGAAGAACGUAGACACAAUUUGGCAAUGGAAAGAGAAGCACGAGGAGGUUCGGGAAUAGGAGAUAUAUUAGGGACGGUUAAAGAAUUCGGACAAAGAUUUGGCGAAGAAACCAAGAAAACCGUUAAAGAGGGAUUAAGCAAAUUAAUAGAUAAAAUCGACACCGGAGAAAUGGAGGUUCUGGGAAAACUCAUCUCACUUUUAACAACACCAAACCUUUUAGAUUUCGAUUCUCUGUAUAUCUACACAACAACACCAGAGCAAUCGUAUUAUCAAUUUCUCAAAGCUUUGGAAUAUUUACCAAAGAAAGAUGUUCAAGACCUAUUUCAAUAUUACGAAGAAAACGAAGAAGUGGAAAUAAAAGAUAUCAUAGAUAACUACAUCGAAGGAAAGAAUCCAACGGAUAUAAAAGUUUUUCUUAUGAAAAAUGUCUAA
Lottia gigantea (owl limpet) is the source of this 714-nucleotide messenger RNA. RefSeq lists its product as hypothetical. Lineage: Eukaryota; Metazoa; Mollusca; Gastropoda; Lottiidae. The coding region runs from base 1 to 714 and encodes 237 amino acids. The transcript is spliced from 2 exons. The record is from RefSeq and is a predicted model, not a curated record.